This is a messenger RNA of Oldenlandia corymbosa var. corymbosa, 1920 nucleotides long. NCBI's taxonomy places the organism in Eukaryota, Viridiplantae, Streptophyta, Magnoliopsida, Gentianales, Rubiaceae. The record is from the annotation of a GenBank genome assembly.
ACUACCCCCAAGUGGACUGGAGAAAACUGAAAAGCCAGCCUCAUCGGCCUUUCUACUAUACUCUACUUGCGUCAUCACAUUCCUUUAGGACGUCAGAGCGUCCCCAGCUGAAAAGUGAUCCAAAAAAAAGAGACAAACAAAAUUCAUCUCUCAAAAUAAAAAAACAAAAGAAGAAGCCCAAAAGGAUUUUGAAAGUUGAAAACUUUGGCCCCUCCUUCAUUUUUAGUCCUUUUUAGUCCAUCCAGGCUUCCAAUCUCUCCCCUUUCUAGUUUCUCCAUUUAUCCUCUCUACCUGUGGCUUCAACAUUGAUUUCCUUCUACCCCUGCCGCCCCCAUUUUGGUGUUCUUCCAUUAUUCGUUUAGUUGUGGGAUUCUACUCUGCACUCAUAUCCAAUCAAGGUUAAAUUAUGAGCCCGGCCAGAAACUGGACCCUUUGAAGUCAAUUGUAAUUUACAUAAUGCCCGGUUUGGAGACAUGGCUAAAGGUGAUUGCACCUGGAGAUGAAACAAAGGCAACGGUGGCAAGCUGAAGAAGAUGCUUUAUUGUGUGCUUAUGUUAAGCAAUUCGCCCCCGAGAAUGGCACCUUGUUUCACAGUGCUGGUCCAAACCCCUGAACCAGGACCCCAAGGCCUUUUUUGAGAGUUGGAGAAUACUUUCCUAAACCUGGGAUUAAGAAGGGAUCACUGACUGAGAAAGAGCAGCGUCUUGUCAUUCGUCUUGAAGCCAAACACGGUAACAAAUGGAAGAAAAUUGCGGCCGAAGUUCCAGGCCGAAGUGCUAAGAGAUUAGGCAAGUUGUGCGAAAGUGUUCAAAGAAAAACAGCUAAGAGGAGAAAAAUUAAGGCACUACAAAGGAGGUAUUACCAAUUAAGUAUAUGUAUUGGCAUUAAUCACGUUCCAGUUUCACAUUUUCUGCUGCAUGUUAAAUUGUGUAAUUGAUUCCUCACAUUUGCUAAAAUAAAUUUAAAAACAGGCCCUUGAUCAGCAUUCAGUAGACGGUAAAUAGGAUCACAUUCUAGAGACCUUUUGCAGAGAAGCUUAUCAAACAACAUAGGGAACAAGGAUCUCUCAUGGCCACUUCUAGAGCACAACUUAUUAAUGCCGACCCACCUGCACGUUCCCCGCCAACAGUACUUCCGCCAUGGCUCUCGAGUUCUUCUGCCGGCACCAUGCCUGUGACAGUGAGACCACCCUCAUCGCCUUCAGUGGCCUUAACCCUUUCGCCUUCACUUGCACCAUCUUUACCUGGAGUCGCAUGGUUGCCACCCGAAAGAUCAACUGAUAAUAUUAUACCUGCUCUUGCAUCCAACAGUUUGCCCCCUGGAGAGAAAGCAUUGUUUUUUGAACUAAUGGAAUGCUGCAAAGAAUUGGAAGAGAAUCGCUGCUCGUUGAUGGUGCAUAAAAAGGAAGCGGCCUGGAGGUUGAGAAGGGUUGAAUUGCAACUGGAAUCUGAGAAGGCAUGCAAGAGAAUGGAGAAAAUGGAGGAAAUAGAAGCUAAGGUGAAAGCUCUAAGGGAAGAGCAGAAAGCUACGCUGGAUAGGAUUGAAGCUGAUUAUAGGGAACAGUUAGCAGGAUUCAGAAGGGAUGCAGAAGCUAAGGAGCAGAAAUUAGCAGAACAGUGGGCUGCGAAACAUUCCCGUCUCACGAUGUUUCUUGAGCAAAUGGGAUGCCAACAAAAGUUUAUGGAGCCUAAUGGUAGUAAUAUGUGAUCAUUAUCACCCUGCCUCUUCAACCUAAAGGGUGAUCCUCAGUUUCUUGUUAUGCUUGUAUGUUUUGAUGGGUUCUUCCAUUAUUAUUUAUUAAUUUUUAUAACACUUUCUUUGAGGAUUCUGCUUCUGCUUGGCUUAAAAUUAUGCUUGCAACGUACUUCUAUUGUGAUGUAUUGUUAUAAAAAGCUAUGUCUGAUCCUCACAGCUCUUGGG